This is a messenger RNA of Magallana angulata, 2239 nucleotides long. RefSeq lists its product as uncharacterized. Bases 126 to 1100 code for a protein of 324 amino acids. Lineage: Eukaryota; Metazoa; Mollusca; Bivalvia; Ostreida; Ostreidae. The transcript is spliced from 6 exons. The record is from RefSeq and is a predicted model, not a curated record.
ACUACUUCCUGUUGUUUUGCGACCGGGAUUUUUAAUUUCCACUUAUAGCCUACAACUGCGUAUUUAUCUCAUUUGGCAUUGAUAACCUGGAUCUUUAGAGUGAGAGAAAUAGCAUAUUAAAAAACAUGCCAAAGAGGAAAUCUACUGAAGUGGGGAAAUCCCCUAGUUCAGCUACCAAGAGACAAAAGACAGCAUCCUCUGCAGAAACAAAAUCAAAAAAGAAAUCUCCAAGAGAGACAACAACACCACGGAAAUCGGCCUCAAUUAAUACGGCAUCACCAAAGGAAGUUGUAAAGAAGAAAGCAUCGCCAAAAAAAUCAGCCUCAACAAGAAAAACCUCUUCAAAAGCAGCCAAAGGAAAGAAAACCUCAGCGAAAACUGAUGAUGAUGAUGAUGAUGAUGAUGAAACUGAUGAUAAAGUUUCUUCUAGCAAGCAAAAGAAAACCUAUCCUAAACUUGUGGACCCUGCAACAAACAAAGAAACGGUUGGCCAAAUUAUAUAUUCAGCAAAAGAACCAACCAGAAACAAGAAAGGAGAACUUGUAUUUCCUGAUUUCCCAGAAUUCCAUCCAAACAUGACACCGAAGGAAGUUCUCCAAGCAGGCAGUUUUGGAGGGACUUAUUUUCGUCCAAUCUAUUCAUCUGUUACUGGUAAACAGUACAAAGAUGAGGCGUUCCUAGAGCUGCCUAAAGAUUGGACAGAAGGACUGAAUAUCAAGAAAAAGGUAACUUCCUCCAGGUAUGACGAGGGGGUAAACACCUACAAGGUCAAGUGUGGGGGGAGCCUGGAGAUGUGGGAGGAGAGCGGCUGGAUCCACAAACAGGACCCCUAUGGCUGGUUUCAGUGGUACUGCAGGUUCUACCAAGGUCGUAGGUCAGCUGAUGAUGAGCGACAGGUGGGUCGGUGGCUCCGUUGUGCCGGCCCCACGGGGCGGUGGAAGAACAACCUGAUCAUGAAGUGUUACCGGGGCGGGGCCCAGUACAACGACCCCAACAUCUCUCCCGUGGUCAGACAGACUCUGCAGCACUGGGGGUACCGCCUGACGGAGGACGAUUAUCAGGCCAAGGUCAAACAGCUGAUGAGGAAGAGAGUCGUGUAGAAAAUCCAGAGAGAGGGAGAGAGAGAGAGGAAGAGAGUUUUGGGGAUGAUACAGAGAUAAGAAAAUCAAUGAAAAGAGAUUUAAGGGAAAGUGUUGUGUAGAAAAUGUAGGAAAAGGGAUAAUGGUGUAGAAAAUCCACGCAGACUGUGAAAGGAAAAGGAUUGUUUUCCUUAUGUUGUGAAUGAGAUGGAUGGUUGGAAGGGCAUUAAAUGUUUUAAAGUGUAUUAAAAUGAACCAGGGACAAUUUAUAUCCACAGAAGGGAUAAUGAUCGGAUUAUGCAUUGUAGAAUAUCCAGAAUGAUCCUUAAUUGAUCCUACUGAGAAUAAUGCUAGUUAGAGAUAGAACUAGGGAAAAAUUUAUUUUUGUUAUACAUGUACUUUGUAUUUCUGUAAUAGUUUAGUGUCUAGAACAUUAGAAUAUAUAAAUUAUUUCAAUUUUAUCAGUUACAUGUGCAUGUAAUGUAUAUUCUGAUUGUAUACAGGUAAAACUGGUUGUAAAAAUGUCACUUUUUGAUAUUUUGGAUUGCGCUAUUUGAAAUCUAGUACAUGUAUAUUCAAUCAUGAAAAAAAUUGAAUGUACAAUGUAUUUAUCAAAACAUUGAUUAUGUUCACUAACAGUUCAGGGUACAUUUAUAUUUACUAGUAUAUGAUAUAAAAAAAAUCAUUGUUACAGGUCUUUUUUAAAUGUAUAAAUGAUAUCAAUAAAACUAAAAGUUUGCUCUGAGAUUUUAUACAUUUUCAUGUGCAUUAUACCAUGAUAUUCUUUGAUUUUAUUGGCUUUGAUUUUAUGUACAACAGAAAUUCAGAAUAUUUUACAAAAAUGAUUAGAUUUUUAACCAAACAUUUUAUCAUUAUUCAACAUUUUAUAAAUGCAUGUCAUAAUACUUUUGAUCCUCAUAUUUUAUUAAAAUUAGUAUAUAUAUUUUUUUGUGUCUUUAAACUUGUUUUUGAAUAAAAAUCUUAACAUGCUAGUAGUACAUUUAUGAUUAAAAAAUGAGUAAAAAAAGACAUGAUGAGAGGAAUGUAUUUUGUACAUACUUUUGAAUUUGCUGAUAUUGUAUUUCUCAGGUGUUUGUCUUACGGGUGUAUUUUACAUUGUCAAUAUUCAGCAUUCAAAAAUAAUAAAUAUGAAUAUCGUC